Messenger RNA from [Torrubiella] hemipterigena, 2525 nucleotides. Lineage: Eukaryota; Fungi; Ascomycota; Sordariomycetes; Hypocreales; Clavicipitaceae. The record is from the annotation of a GenBank genome assembly.
AGAGGUGCACGAAUCCCGCCUCUGGAACCCAUCAUCCUGACGUGAUGUCAGAAUCUAGUUCCCAGGCGGCGCGGGAAAUUGUGUGAGCUAUGUACCAUGGGCUGAUCCAGCAUAUAUAAUAAGUGGCCGGCAAAUCAACCGUUGCCUUACGGUCAGCGUACCCUUGGGAGCUCGAACUUUGCUCACUUUGUUUUCUCUGUCUGUCUUUCCCUUUUACACCAACAGUUUUGUAAGGUCUACACCAAGCCGAGAAGCCAGCAUCUGAGAGAGAAGCACAACGCUCUUUAGACACUAUGGCUUUGACACAGCUAGCCCUUGCCCUCGUCGGCGCAUCGGUCAUUGUCAACGUCAUUCACACAUCAUGGCGUCACCGACAAAAGGCCAAGCAACUGGGUUGUAAGCCGCUCCCAGCGGCCCCGAUUAGAGACCCUCUCGCCAUCACCAACAUUUUGGAGAUGGUAAAAGCAGACAAGGAAAAGCGAGUACCAGAGCUCCUCGAGGAGCGUGUCGAUACAGUGGAAAAGACUUACGGAAAAUACCUGACCACCUACCGCCUGAAGCAAGGUCUUGGUGAAAGCAUUGUUACCUUUGAGCCUAAGAACAUCCAGGCUCUUCUUGCCAACCAAUUCAAGGAUUUCUGUAUCGGAUCUACUAGAGAAGGCUGCAUGGGCCCCCUUUUGGGACGCGGCAUUUUCACCACCGAUGGAGCCGAAUGGGCACACUCGCGCACCAUGUUGAGACCUCAGUUUACUCGCGACCAGAUUAGCGACCUCGGCCUUGAGGAAGCUCACGUACAAAACGCCAUGCGAGUCAUCGCGCAGCCCAACAAGGAGGGCUGGACUGAAGCUGACGUUCAGACCAUCUUCUUCCGCCUCACUCUGGAUUCCGCUACCGAGAUGCUCUUCGGAGAGUCUUGCAACUGCCAACUUACUGCCUUUGAGAGUGAAACCUCUGGUUCCCUCGCCGCCGAUUUCUCCAAGUACUUUGACUACGCCCAGUGGAACCUUGCCCAGCGUGUCCGUGUCCCUGGUCUCAGCUUCCUGUACGAUACCAAGGAGUUCAAGGACUGCUGCAAGCAGGUUCACCGAUUCGUCGAUGAGCGUGUUGCCAGUGCCCUUGAACCCGAGAACAAGAAGAAGGCUGAAGAUCCCAAUGCGCCCUACGUCUUCCUCCACGCCCUCGCUACCACCACCCAAGACCCCCUCGAACUUCGCUCGCAGCUCCUCAACGUUCUCCUCGCCGGCCGCGACACCACCGCCUCUCUUCUGUCCUGGACCAUGCUUCUUCUCGCCCGCAACCCUGAAAUCUUUGCCAGACUCCGCCGCGACAUCAUCGAGGCCUUUGGCACCUACGAAAACCCCCACAGCCUCAGCUUCUCCAACCUCAAGUCGUGUCAAUUCCUCCAGCACGUCAUGAGCGAGAGUCUCCGUCUUUUCCCUCCUCUGCCUGUCAAUGCCCGCUACGCUACCAAGGACACUAGCCUGCCUGUUGGUGGUGGCCCUGAUGCCCAGGACCCUAUCUACGUCAAGAAGGGCCAGGCCGUUCUCUACAGCACCCACGUCCUGCACCGUCGCAAGGACAUCUGGGGUGAGGAUGCCGCCGAGUUCAAGCCUGACCGCUGGGUCGGCCGCCGUGUCGGAUGGGAAUUCCUUCCCUUUAACGGUGGUCCUCGUAUCUGCAUUGGCCAGCAGUUCGCCUUGACUGAGGCUGGCUACGUCCUGGCUCGUUUCCUCCAGCGCUUCGACAAGGUUGAAGAAGUCUACCCCGAACGCAAGUUCACUUGGCAGUUGGCCCUUGUUAGCGCCCCUGGUGAGAACGUCACUGUUCGCUUCCACGAAGCUGCGGCCUCGGCUUAAAAAAUGUACAUGCUCCUUGAAGCAUACUGCUGAGACCCGACGUAUAUGAUCAAAUUUCCCAUGUGUAAUUAGAGUUUUUGUUUUUAAAUUAGAAUAUCUAAGCAACUAUUUUACCGUCAAUGAUAAAAUCUUCCACCCAGCCAAUGUUUAUACUACAACGGUUUAGCAGCGAGACCUCGUAAAGAAACGGUCGGCAUGCACUUACAAAACACGGUCGGGAUUGGUGAAACGAUGAUGAUCGGGAGCUACUUUUUCUUUAUAGAAGGGAUCAUUCUGAAAAUUGAUCCAGCAUUGUACAUCUGGGAAGCGAACCUGUGUGAUAAUGUCGUAAUUGGUUUCAUUCGUGAAGAACUGUUGUCCGCCCAUCACUUGGUCGAGCAGACCCUUGGUCGUCGAAUCGAAAAAGCACUGGUUACAAUGAGUUGCGAAUUAAUUUAUAUCGUAUCGGAUGCUUACCAUGGUAUAGCCAGUAAUGCCAUGUCGUGCGAGCGCUUCUCUUACGAGUGGUGCGUGUACGUUAGUCAUAUAAUGGCGAAAUUCCUCCUCGCUCAUGCCGUCACGGCGAGAGCCACAUACCGUCCAGGCAAGUGACCUUUUGGUGGUAGCAGUUGUAUCGGACAUUGGAACGAUAAAAUCAGAAGAUGGAAAGUUUGAAAAACUGAAAGGAAG